CGCACACAGCAUCUGCUCUCUCCUCUUCUCUCAUUGGACCGUUGCCUUAAACUUUGGAAACCAGUCUCUGUGUCUUGCGCUUUCAGACAUCAGCACAGAUGUUUUCGGUUUGACCUCCUCCUCCGUCUCGUCUGGAUGCCCCCACCCAUUGGUGCCUGAGGAGAAGGGGAGGAUGGACACAGACGCGAUGGACGUACACCCAGUGGUGUGAUUUUUUACAGACAAACUGUAGGCGAUAUUUAGCAAUGCAGCAGAGAGGAGGAAGAAAGAUCACCUCAUCUCUUCAUCAAACCCUGCGUCAAGCAUGCCAACCCAAACCUGGUCUCCACUGCAUUCCUGCUCAGUACUUAACUGAAGUCUUCAGAAGAUGCUGAGGAAGAUGGUGACAAUGAGGAGGAUCCUCCAUGUGAAGGGAGAUGUGAUGUGCACCAUGCUGCUCCUGGUGCUAUUCUGUCUGCUGCUCUAUGCCCGCCAGGUGGUCCUCUCCUCUGGGUGGGACAGGCCUGUCUGGAAGCUGGAAAUCCAUGGCUCUAACAGCUCCAGCAGGACCUUGCUGGGCGCCAGCGGGACCAAAGUAGGCCAGGAGUCUCCAGGGCAGAUCCCAUCCCGCCCUUCAGAGUCACAGCUGCCUCCCUGCAAGCCCCAAUCCAAGUCCAGACCUCCUCAGCCCAAGUCCAAACCUCAGGUCAAAUCUAAGGGGAAAUCCAAGACGCGGCGGAAAAAUGCUGUGCCGACUAAGACCGCUGGCAAGCCCCUGCCCACGAUGCCACCAUUUGACUUUGAGGGCUAUCUGAGAGAAAAGGACAACAGGAACUUUAAGCUGCUCAUAGACCAGCCAGAGAAAUGUCACCUCGGAGGAGCAGAGGAAGAACAAGAAAGAGGAAGUGAAGGGUCUACUACUGCUCCUUACAUGCUGAUUGCGGUGAAAUCUAUCCCUGCAGAUUUUGAUAAACGUCAGGUGGUACGUCGGACCUGGGGUAAAGAGGGACUCUUUAAAAACGGUGUGUCCAUCCGUACCGUUUUCCUGCUGGGGGUUCCCAGGAAUCGGACUGCUCUGCCUCUGUGGGAUCGUCUCUUGACCUACGAGAGUCAAACCUUUAGGGAUAUCCUGCUCUGGGACUUUGAAGACACCUUCUUCAACCUGACGCUGAAGGAAACCCAUUUUCUGAAAUGGGUUAACAGCAGCUGUCCUCGCGUCAAAUUCAUCUUCAAGGGCGACGCCGAUGUGUAUGUUAAUGUGGAGAACAUACUAGAGAUGCUACAAGGACAAAAGCCAGACACGGAUCUGUUUGUCGGUGAUAUUAUUAUCCAUGCUAAACCCAUUCGCCGGCGCAGUUCCAAAUACUACGUGCCAGAGUUUGUUUACGGAGGGGGUUUGUACCCGAAUUACGCUGGGGGAGGAGGGUUUGUCAUGUCGGGACAUACGGCUCGCAGACUUAGCUCUGCCUGUCAACAGGUGGAGUUGUUCCCCAUUGAUGAUGUCUUCCUGGGAAUGUGCCUCCAGCUGAUCGGCGUCAAACCAUCACGCCACCAAGGCUUUCGGACCUUCGGAAUUCCCCGGCCGUCGGCGGCCCCCCACCUUCAGACGUUCGACCCGUGUUUUUACAGGGACCUCAUGGUUGUUCACAGGCUCAGUGUUGCUCAGAUCUGGCUUAUGUGGAACCUCCUGCACGACCCCAAACUGAGCUGCCACAACAGGACCAGCCCGACAUCCUGGCCCUUUAAGUGGAAGGAUAAGAUGGGAGAAGAGACGGAUUAUGGCGAGAAGCAGGUGUUUGUCACGCAUUAGUGACUCCCCACAGGGCCCAGUGGGAUCUGCGAGAGCCCUAGCGAGGACAUAAUGGUUAUUAAGCAGGAUCUGUGGCCAACUUGAAGGGCUUGCGAUGUGUUCAAAAGCACAGUCGAGUCAUAUGAGACUUUUUUUUUUCCAAGCUGGCAGAUCAUCUCUGAGGGAAAUGAAUUGGCAAAGGCCUAAUGUGCUUCAGAUUUUUCGGUAAGGAAGCCCAGAGAGAAUUUAGGGUGUAGCCAUCCAAGACUGUCUGUGUGUUCAUACAGUGUUCGUGAACAACCAUGCAGCAAGACUUUGAUUUCCAAAGAAGAUAAAAAGAAGACAUUUGAAUGUGUAAUCUUCAGAAUGUAUUGUGUUUUAAUUGUUUACACAAAGAAACCGAAAGAUCUACAAGGACAACAUGACAAACGACAAAUGUGUUUGCUUCAGAGUUACUUUAUAAGGAAGUUCUCUUUUUUUAUAUAUAUAUAUAUAAAAGCAGAUUUUCUUAUAAAAGCAGAUAUGGCACACAGCACAUUCAAUAUACAUGUAGUUUUUAAUUGAAUUUGGCCAAAGAAUAUUCAACAAAAUAGCGACUAAUACGAGUAACCACAAGGCAACGACAGAAAAAUGUCUUUCAUGUACAAAGGUGAAGCACCUGACAGUGCCCAUGCAGCCACAAUUAAUAACAACACAUUCAAAAUGCGACUACAAAAAGAAGUGCAAUUAUUCCACUGUGGAUUGGUUAUAAUGUUUUGGAUGAAAUUGCUAUCCCGAUGUCAGAGAUGCAGCGACGGUGCCCUUGCAAAAUAGACCACAGAGAUGGCAGGAGGGGGGGGAUGCCUGACAUCCGGCGAAUCUUCUACCAUUAAUGCAAAUAAUUCAGCAUCUUGUAUUUCGCCACUUAUCUGCUCUCUAAUCAUAUGUGCCAUAAUGUCUAGUAUUUCAUUCUGUCUCUCAUGAUGCGUGUUUUCUGUGCAACAGUUUUGUUUUGUUUUUUUUUCUCGAAAUUUGCCUAGGAUCUGUAAAAGUUCAAGGAAGAUUCCCUGGUUGACAGCCAUAUUGUUUUCUACGUCUCCUCCUCUGUGAAAGUUCCUGCUAUGCAGUGUGACGCAAUGACUCCACAAUACACUUUCUGUUCUCUCAGGCUACUUUCAAAUGUCCAUCACUCAGAGCAUUGCAUUAUUGUUGAGCUGGACUCUUUCUGAAUAGUCCACUCGUUCUACGCUGUCACUGCAUAUUUAUGCUCUGGGUGUCUCGAACGAACUUGGUACUUGUUGCAGUUGUGGUAGCCAUCAUGUGCAAAUGCCACCUUUUCUUUGUGGUUUCCUGGAUUUUGAAAGUGGCUGCAUGCGAAGCAGAAAGCACCCCCUUGGAAACAGAAUAUUCCAUCCAUUUGUAAUCCUCAUACCAUCUACGCUUGAAGUAGUGACCCUGUGGUCCGACUUUUGUAGCUGGAUAAUGCUGAAGAAGCUAACAGUGCAGCUAACGGUGGCUGUGGAGCAGCUAGCACCGAUAGACUGCUCUGGUGCUCCCUCAUAUUGUGGCUCACGAGUUUCUCUCUACGACUCAUCUUUCUAAUCCCCCCUCUUCUCCUUGGGCCCCCUCGGAGUCUGGGUCUGGAUCUCCACAGCGCUGUGGAGUAAGGUCUGGCUACACCCCAGAUACAUUGUAGGAUAGGAGAAAGAAAACACUCUGGGUUGUUUGCGUUUCUUUAAACCAGUCACAAUCGUCUUGGGCCGUACUAAGCUCCGGUCGCAGCGAUGCAAAAUGAUCUCGGGAGGGAACUUGUUCUGGUGGAACAUUUGCACCCCGCAAAAGAAAACGCCACAUGCAAUAUUUAAUGAAGUUAACGGUUCACACAUAACAGUAACGUGAGCUAUUUAAAUCAGCUGGAUACAUGGUUAAACGUCAUUUGCUCUUACCAGUGUAUCGUGUAUGUAUUCGUCCACAGCAAUCCCGAGAAUCGGUCCCCAAACGUCCCAGUUGGAGAGGAAAUGUCGUAAACAUAUUCUGUGUAAAUCUUUACAAUCAUUCCCCGAAAGAACCAUGCAGGCCUGCCCUAUUGCACAAUCCAAAUUUUCUUCAAAACUUGCCAUUCAUAGCGUGUGGAAGGUUGUUGUUGUUUCCCGUAGCGAAGGGAUUUUGAGAACGGCAACACACAGAGAGCGGAAGGAGAGGGACAAAACCUGACAUCCAGAUGUCAGGCUUUAUGCUGGAAAUGUACUUUCCGUUGAUCCAGACAAUGUGGCUGGUUCAUUAACUUAAAUAUUUCUGUAUUUAACCCUCCUGUUGUGGUCGGGUCAAAUUUGACUCAUUUUCAAAAAGUUUCUAUAUCAGAAAUUUGGGUUUCAUUCGACCAAAUCGUCAACAAAAAAAAUAUCAUACCAUAAAACGCUCUUCACUUUGGGUGUUUCAUUAAAUUUUUAUAGCAUUUGAAGAAAAAAAAUGAAUAAAAGAACAUUGAAAAAACCAACAAAAACAUUUUCAAAAGCGGAGAAAAAAAUCGACAAAAACAUUG
This is a messenger RNA of Perca fluviatilis (European perch), 4289 nucleotides long. It is a transcript of the gene b3gnt9, whose product is annotated as UDP-GlcNAc:betaGal beta-1,3-N-acetylglucosaminyltransferase 9. The coding region runs from base 368 to 1789 and encodes 473 amino acids. The record is from RefSeq and is a predicted model, not a curated record. The transcript has 7 exons. Gene Ontology annotation, molecular function: hexosyltransferase activity. NCBI's taxonomy places the organism in Eukaryota, Metazoa, Chordata, Actinopteri, Perciformes, Percidae. Gene Ontology annotation, cellular component: membrane.